This is a messenger RNA of Cyprinodon variegatus (sheepshead minnow), 4152 nucleotides long. RefSeq names its product heterogeneous nuclear ribonucleoprotein U-like (gene hnrnpub). NCBI's taxonomy places the organism in Eukaryota, Metazoa, Chordata, Actinopteri, Cyprinodontiformes, Cyprinodontidae. The record is from RefSeq and is a predicted model, not a curated record. Gene Ontology annotation, molecular function: TFIIH-class transcription factor complex binding; snRNA binding; pre-mRNA binding. Gene Ontology annotation, cellular component: catalytic step 2 spliceosome; nuclear speck; nuclear chromosome. Gene Ontology annotation, biological process: negative regulation of transcription by RNA polymerase II; positive regulation of attachment of mitotic spindle microtubules to kinetochore; CRD-mediated mRNA stabilization. The transcript is spliced from 13 exons.
CUCUGCUGUUGAGCUAUCGGUUGCAUAUCCGCUGACUUUCGGCGUGGUAACGAGCUACGUUCAUUAACAAAGGGGCGACCUAUUAUUUAUUAAUUAACAAUUGUAUCGUUUAUCUAUAAAAAUGAGCACCCUUAACGUGAAGAAGCUCAAAGUUAACGAGCUGAAGGACGAGCUAAAGAAGCGGAAUCUGUCGGAUAAGGGGCUGAAGGCCGAGCUGAUGGAUCGCCUGCAGGCCGCGUUGGACGAAGAGGCCCUCGCCGGAGACUCCUCGGCGGCUCAGGAAGGUUCGGGCGAUGAUGGGUUCGAACAGUCGGUGGAACAAGAGUGUAUAGGAGAGGGAGAGGGCAUGGGAGAAGAAGAAGAAGGCGAGGGUCCGGUAGAGGAGAGCAUGGAGGCAAACCAGGAGGAAGCGGAGAAUGAAGGCGACGGCAACGGCGUCGCCGAGGACGAAGAGAUGGGUGAGGGGGAAGACGGAGGGGAAGAAGACGACGAAAUGGAUCCCAUGCUCAAGGCUGAUGUAGACGAUAUGGAAAAAAUCGAAGACGGUGAGCCCGGAGACAACGCCGCAGAGGGGGAUGCGGACAAAGACACGAAUGCUGAUCAGAAGAAUAAGAAGGGUGUUAAGAGACGCCGGGAGGAACAUGGAAGGGGCUACUUUGAAUUUAUUGAAGAGAACAAAUACAGCUGCGCCUCUUUUAAGUCUCCUGUACCCCCCUUGGAGGAAGAAGAUGAAGAGUGUGAUGAGACGAAAGUCUGCCUGGAUACCUGUAGGUUUUUCUUUUUUUUACCUCAUUGCCCAAAACAUAAAAUUUAACUGUUUAUGGAGUGGCGUAGAAAUCAGUUUGUUGAAGCCGUUUUUCUCAUCCGAUUCCAGCUGACAGAGAAGAUUUCAGUGAAGCACAUCUCCAGCAAGAACCUAGAGAUUAAUGAUGUUCAGGUUGGAUGGUCCCUGUCUACUGGUACUCUGCUUCUGGGUGAGGAGGAGUUCUCUUACGGAUACUCCUGCAAAGGGAAGAAGACCACCAACUGUGUGACAGAAGACUUUGGUGAAACGUACGAGGAGAACGACGUCAUCUGCUGCCUCAUUGACUUUGAGGGUGAGGAGGUCGUUAUCUCCUUUGCCAAGAAUGGUGGAGAACCAGCUGUUGCCUUCAGGGUCCUCAAAGACUGUCUGAAUGGCCAGGCUCUCUUCCCACAUGUCAUCUGUCGCAACUGUGCUGUGGAGUUUAACUUUGGCCAGAUGGAGACUCCGUACUUCCCCCAGCCUGAGGGCUACACCUUCCUGCAGCAAAUCCCUGUUGAUGAGCGAGUGCGGGGCCUGAAGGGCCCCCAGACUAAGGCUGACUGUGAGAUCAUUGUGAUGGUUGGCCUGCCGGGCUCAGGGAAAACUACCUGGGUGAAGAACCAGGUUGAGCAGAACCCUGGGAAAUACUACAUCCUGAGCAGCGACACCAUUGUGGAUAAGAUGAUGAUUAACAGUUUGAAACGCCAGUCCAAGGAUAUCACCAAGCUGAGCGCCAUUUCCCAAAGAGCUCCACUUUUCUUGGGAAAAUUCAUUGAGAUCGCCGCUCGCAAGAAGAGGAACUACAUUCUGGAUCAUACUAACCUAUCUGCACCCGGCCAGAAGAGGAAGAUGUGUUUGUUUGCCGGGUUCCAGCGUAAGGCUGUGGUGGUCUUCCCUUCAGACGAGGAGUACAAGAAACGAGUCCAGAAGAAGGUGGAGAGUGACGGCAAGGAAGUUCCGGAGCACGCUUUGCUCAAAAUGAAAGGCUUCUACGCCCUGCCUGAGGAAGGAGAAAGCUUCAGCGAGGUCACGUAUGCCGAGCUGCCCAAGGAGGACGCCGCCAAGCUGCUGGAGCAGUACAAGGAGGAGAGCAAGACGGCCCUGCCUGCUGAGAAGAAGCCCAACCAAGGCAGCAGCACCCCUAAGAGAGGCGGUAAUCAAAGCGGGUCUCGUGGAGGCGGAGCUCGUGGCGGCGGCCGGGGAGGCAAGAAUCAGUUUGGACGCAGUGGACAGGGACAGAGGGGUGGCGGUCGUGGAAACUUCCAGAACAGAGGCAACUUCAGAGGAGGUCCCGGCCCGCGCGGCGUCUUCAGCGGUUUCCCCCGUGGCUGUAUACCUCCACCAAUCUUCAGGGGAGGGGUCCCCCGGCCUGGGUUUAGGCGGGGCGGCGGUGGUCCACUCCCCAGCCUGGCCGGAGCCCCAAGAGGUGGACCGAUGAGGGGAAACAUGGGACCCCGAGGAGGACCCAUGAGCAGAGGCGGUCCGAUGAACAGAGGCGGCCAAAUGGGCAGAGGGGGUCAGAUGAACAGAGGAGGCGGAGGCAACAUGAACCGCAACGCCAACAGGGGACCUCCCGCCCACUUCCAGCAGAGAGGCGGAGGAGGCCGUGGAAACUUUGGCCAGAAAAACAGCAACUUUGGCAACAGGAACAGCGGCAACUUUGGCAACAGGAACGGCAUGGACAAGGCCCAAGCCUUCAACCAGAGCUGGCAGCAAGGGUUCUGGAACCAGAAGCCUUGGAGCCAGCAGUAUCAGCCUGGAUAUUACUGAGACACUUGGUUCUUAUGGACUGGUGGCUGACACUGAGGACCCACCACUAGCCACGGAACAUCCCUCCGCCCUGCUGUUUGAGUUUGCUUCCCUAGAACCCACUUUUAACCUUCAACAACCCGCUGACUUACAAGCAAGAGCCCAAGCAUCCGGAGCGAGAACAUUCCAUCCGAGGAGAGCAGGAAACACCAACAUAAUCAGAGCUUUUAUAGAGUCCGUCUAUUUACAUUGUGGGUUCAGUCUCUUUCAGAUACUGUUUAGAUUUUUUUUUUUUUCUUCUCCCAGCCACUUUUUAAAUGACAUGCUUUUAAAAAAAAAAAAAGUUUGUAAAAUCAGGAACCGUAUAAGUGGGGAAAUUUAGGCUUUUUUAUUUUUAUUUCUUUCCUGUUCAGGGUUGUGCAUUUUAUCUGUGCUGUGAUUUUUGAUUUGCUUUUUUUUAUUACAAAUUGUAAAUACAUUUUUUUCUUUGUGUAGUUUGUCAUACAUUUAAAAAGUGAUUGAAAUGAACCUUCUUUAAAGAAAGCAGGACAGAUUAUAUCAGACUGUACAUGUCAAUGCUCUAAUGUUAAACAGUUCAAAAGAGACGACAGAUAAAUGAUUUUUUUUUUCUUUUGUUUUUGUUCCCACCAUCAUACUUGUAAGAAAAUAGACCUACAAUAAAACGACUUGUUUGCUUUUGUUUUAUACAUUCAUCCUGACUUAUGGCUUUCAUUUAAUUCAAAGGUGUGUAAACAACCUUUGAAACAAACCGCACUUCAACUCCUCCUUUAGAGAAAUGAUUUGUAAAUAGUUUCCAGAAAAUAAUUCAGCUUGGAUAUUUCAGGAUAAAGUAAAGCCAUUUGUUAAUCCAUUAAAUAACCUUUUAUUUUUUUUUGUUCACUUAAUCCACUCCAUUCUCAGGGUCUUUAUUUUAAUUUCUAUCAGCUGCUCCUUAACUGCAGUAGUCUUUAGAAAUAGUGAGCGCUGAAGCACAAUUAAUCCUAAUUUCCUCUGAACAAAAAAAAUACGUUCUCAGAUUCACCAGCAAACGUAAAGGGCUACAUGGCAUCGCUGACCCUUCAGGAGCAUUUAGUCCGACUUCUGUAGAAGCAGGCUUAGAUUCUGGAGGGUCAUGUUGGUGAUUGUGGCCCGGCAGUAAGGGCAGCUCAUACCGCCUCCUUACUCCCGAUGUAUCUUCCUCUACUUCAUCCAGGUGCAGUUAGGGAAUUCUGUCCAUAACGCCUGGCUAUCACGGCUGUUUUUAUUUCCUCUGCUGUUUAUUUGGUCGUGCAUGAAUGUUAAACACUGUAAUACACAAACUGAAGGUUGUCGACUGAUGGCUGAAUGUCUGGGGAGGUUUGCACCGAGGGUACAAACAUGGAGCAGAAUGCGACGGCGUGCUGUCGAACACAAACUGUUUUUAUUGCUGGUGUUCAAUCAGGUCUUAACGUUCAACCUACACUUUGGGAACUUUUCAGAUGUGUUCGUUUUUACAUCUAGGUUGUAUUUUUAGUCAUAAAUUGUGUUUUUAUUUUUAACUUUUAUGGAAAAAGUUAACAGAAUAAACUGACUUGGUUCAACCAGCCUACCUGUGAAGAGCGUUUAUGAGCGGUUUCUGU